This is a messenger RNA of Caenorhabditis bovis, 1506 nucleotides long. Lineage: Eukaryota; Metazoa; Nematoda; Chromadorea; Rhabditida; Rhabditidae. The record is from the annotation of a GenBank genome assembly.
AUGACCAUAGUUUGGAGCCUCGCGUUGCUUGUCCGUGUGGAGUACAAAGUGAGACGCGCCUCAUCGUCUCGAGACCGCGAUCUGUACACAAAAUUGCUUACCGAUUAUGAGCCGCUGGAACGGCCCAUCGAAAAUAGCUCGGAGCCGGUGCUUGUACGAAUGGGACUCGUUUUACAGCAAAUUAUCGACGUGGACGAGAGGAAUCAGGUGGUCGAUGUGAACGCAUGGCUCAAAUUCUCAUGGUUCGAUUACUCGUUGAAAUGGGAUCCUGCCGAAUAUGGCGGUGUUACGGACCUUCGAUUCCGUCGGGGCCAACUAUGGACGCCCGACGUUUUGAUGUAUAAUAGUGCGGACCCUCAAUUUGACAGUCGCUAUCCAUCGAAUCUUCUUGUGUACCCCAAUGGAAUGGUUAAUUGGAUGCCGCCAGGUCUUUAUCGUCUUUCGUGCAAAAUUCAAGUAGUUUGGUUCCCAUUCGAUGUUCAAGAAUGUUUUCUGAAAUUCGGCUCUUGGACAUUCGACGGAAGCAAAUUGAAUUUGGAAAUUGAUGAGAAUGGAUUCGACACUUCCAAUUAUAUGCAGAAUGGCGAAUGGACAUUGGAAGGGACCCAUGUGAAAAGAAACAUACAAUAUUAUCAAUGCUGCCCGGAACCCUACUAUGAUAUUGUGUUCACUUUUGUGAUUCGAAGGAGAGCUCUUUAUUAUGCUUUCAAUCUGAUACUGCCGUGUAUAUUAAUCACGAUGCUCACACUCGUCGGAUUCACAUUCCCGCCAGACGCCGGCGAGAAGAUGUCACUUCAAAUCACUAUAAUGUUGUCGAUAUGCAUUUUUCAAAAUUAUGUUGCCGAAAUGUCGCCGCCAACAUCCGAAGCGGUCCCAUUUUUGGGCGCAUUCUUUGCUGUGUGCUUGUUCACGUGCGCGUGCUGCGUCACCGCCACAACGCUCACCUUGAAUUUCCAUCAUCGCAACGGCAAAUCGCAUCAGAUGAAUGAGACGUUUCGCUUAAUAAUGCUUGAAUGGGUCCCGUGGCUAUUGUUGAUGAAACGGCCGGGUCAUGUUGCGCGUAAAUGGACUAUGCGCAAAAUCGAUGAGUACGACGAUGAUUUUGAAGAGAGGAGAGCGAGAUUGGAGCAGCAGCGAAUUUCGGCUCUCAUCUCGCAGCUUACUGUCGAUUCGCCGAAAAAUACGCCAAUGGCGCCGAGACGCGUGAAAAUUGUUGACGAUGUCGAGCCGGCGGAGAACCAUUUAUGGCAUAAACCACCGACAACAUCGAGUCGGGUUCCCGUUGAGAAAAUUGCGCAGUUGCUCAUGUUACAGCAGGUUCACGGACACUUAGCGGAAAUAAACAAACACGUUCGUGAGAAGGAGCGCAAUAAGCGAAUUGAGGACGAUUGGAAGUUUUCCGCAUUGGUUGUGGACCGCAUUUGUAUGCUGGUGUUCACGUCGUUCCUCUUCGGCGCCACCGUUGCCUUGUUCGGCUCGGUGCCGCAAAUGAUGCGCUCAUUUUGA